AUGGUAGAUGGAAUCUUCAUCGGUUGCAUGAUCAACCACACCGUUCUUGACGAAACAUCCUUUUGGCCUUUCUUCAACACUUGGUCUCGAAUCUCUCGCAGCCGCGGCAGUGGUGAUGAUGGUGAUGGUGAUCGAGUUUCAGAGUUUCCUCCGGUUUUUGACCGUCAGUAUCUGGGGGGUAUCAUUGAACUCCCACAUCAGAUUCCUUUUCCACGCCACAACGAAAUUCCGGAGAAGUCUCCACCACCGCCACUGAAACAAAGAAUGCUCCAUUUCUCUCGAGAAAAAAUUGCACAGCUUAAAGCAAAAGCCAAUGUAGAGAUGGAAACCGAUAAGAUCUCAUCUCUUCAAACACUCAUGGCUCAUCUUUGGAUAUCCAUAACCCGUGUCCGAAAUCUCGAAAAGGAUGAAUCGGUUAUUUAUGGGAUAAUAAUGAGCAUGAGAGGGAGAAUAAAGCCUGAACUGCCACAACAUUACUUGGGAAACUCCAUUAAGCUUGGGAUCGUAAAGACCACUGCCGGCGAGCUCCUAGAGAACGGAUUAGGAUGGGCGGCGUGGGAGAUGAACAAAAUGAUAGCUUCAAAAACUUCAGAGGAAGUGAGAAAGACAUAG
Molecule: messenger RNA, 612 nt
Organism: Ziziphus jujuba (common jujube)
Lineage: Eukaryota; Viridiplantae; Streptophyta; Magnoliopsida; Rosales; Rhamnaceae
Product: protein ENHANCED PSEUDOMONAS SUSCEPTIBILITY 1
Exons: 1
Coding region: 1-612 (203 amino acids)
Source: RefSeq, a predicted model, not a curated record